GCAGUCACUACUAAUUUUUUAUUCUGUCCAUUUUCUUAAGUGACAUUCUUCCUAACAUUAGCCUCCCUGGAAGUCAUUCAUCUGUGUUGAUUCUGUCACUGCUUUCUCAUAACAGCAUAUUUAACUAGAUACUGCAGGGAACUUAUGCUGUGGGCUGACAAGUUAUUACUGAUCCCUCUCUUUCCUGUUUAUUAUUAUUAUUAUUGUUAUUAUUACUUUUCUUCUAGAAAAAGGCCUCUCUUUGCUAGGCUAUCAUCUGUGCAACUAUAGCCUGACCAAAAAUGUGUUCAAGAUGGUUGCCUACCAAAAGUCCUAUGAGAAGAACACUUCCUGUGGUGGAUGGAUCCCCUGGAUGGUAUGUCCCCGGACAUACUAUAAAACACAGUAUCAUUCAGUUGAAGUCCCUGAGACCAUCAACCUUACAGAUUGCUGUGAAGGAUAUGAACAAGUUGGACUCUACUGCUCUUUAGCGCUCAACAGGUCCAGUGUAUUUGCCUCAAGACCUGGUAUCUGUCCAAUGGAGAAUAUGGAAACCUCUGAUUAUCCUUGCACGUUCGAUGCUGAAUGUCCAGGGCUUAAAAAGUGCUGCAACUCAUCCAAAGGAGAGGGCUGUGUGGAUCCAAAGCCAAAGGAAAGGGUAUUCUGGUACAACGUGACAGUGCUGGUGAAGAUGGAUUUUAAUGAAUUAAUCAGAGUGGAUUCCCACCUUCUGAAUCAUUCACGCCUUUUGCACUCCAUGAUUACUGGUGCAUUACAGCCCUUGAAUGCCUCUGUGCACCAUAUCCAGAGUAACCAAGCAGAAAUAUACUCUGGGGCAGUGGCAUCUCAGGUUCUCAUCGGACUGCAUCAACCAGCUCCACUAGCAGAGGUUUCUUCUUCCUUGAAAGACAUUGUGAAGCGCGUCUAUGAAGUGAUUGGACACGGAUAUGUCAAUGAAUGUUCCUACGCUGAAUUCAAUGCUUGUCCUAAGCAAAACACCUGUGUAAAUCUGGAGGGUUACUACAGCUGCAACCCUGAGCAUGAACAUGCAGAUGUCAACCCUCACCAGCUGAGCACAGGAAAGGAAGGCAUGGCAUUGUCUACACCAAGCUCAGAACUGGAUCCCAUUAAUGCUAGCAAUAGCUCUCCAUCUAUAAGUAAUUCAAGUCUCUUGUCCACAACUAACCAAUCUACAGAUGCUGGUUGCUAUCCCUCUGCAAUUAGAAACCACCGAAUCUUCAGUGUUACCAGCAAUAGUUUUGAAAUGUCCUGGCAUGUCGAGUCUACGCUAAACCAUACUUUCCAAGUCCAAGUGUUCAAGGGCGAGGAGAUUGUACAAAACCUGAAAACAGAGGAAAUGAAAAUGAAUGUGUCUGGACUGGAAGCAGGCGUGAUGUAUUCAGUGGAGAUCAGCUAUGAAGCCUGUGGAAAAACCAGCAUCUCCCAUCAAAAUGUUAAAACAGAGGCUAAGAUAUUUGGUGUUACUAUGAGGAUUCUCAACUACAAUUUCACUGAAGAUUUCCGUGACGCCAGCAGCUCAGCAUAUGAAGAAUUUUCAAGACUGUUGCUUACAGAGGUUGCGAAUUCAUUUCCACCUAACAUUACUGCUUUAUAUGAGACUGGGAAACUGAAAGUGCAGACUGAAUCCCUGCAAGCUGGGAGCAUCAUUGUGAGGCUCAGAGUUGCUGUGCAGGAUCCUGAGUUUCCAGUUGAUGCCUCCACCUUUGCUCCAAUGCUUUCUUACCUGUACAAUGGCUCUGUACUUUUGGUGGAUCAGCAGAACUCCGCAAUAGAAGACUGGGAUGAAUGUGCUUCCCACGCCGAGAAUGACUGCUCCGCGUUUGCAGAUUGUAUCAAUGUGAUGGGCUCGUACCUGUGCAGAUGCAAGACAACCGUGGACACCAAUCCAUCCCGACCUGGAAGAAACUGUGAGGGUGAGAUCGUGAACCCUCUCAGUGACAUGACGGCUCUCAAAGUAGCAGACAGCACAGAAUUUGCUCCUGAAGUAAGCCCUGCAACCUCUGCUUCCCCCUCUGUCACCGAGACAGUGGCCACUGUAGGCUCCGAGAUAAGCACCACCAUACACCUGCCUACAGUGCUGCCCCAGGGUGAGAAGCAAGCACCCCACCGUCAUUCUCCCACCAGUGCUCCUCCAGCUCCUUGGAAAAAAAGCCUGGCACCACACACAGAACCACAUGCAGAUUUCAGCAGUGACAGCAGCCCCACGGCCAGGGAGAUGGCAGCCAGCGAGGAACCGACUGUGACAGGAGAGCAGCAGACUGCCGUAAGUCCAUCACAGCAAAGCUCGGUGGCAGAGGCUUCCCCUGAUGCAUCACAGCAAGUGGCUGCUCUCACAAAUACACCCACGGACACGGCAGUUCAAGAGCAAAGGAGCUCACCAUUGCCAGUGUUAUCAAAUCAGACAGCCUCCAGUACCACUAGAAGUCAUGCAGCUUUUGGAGGGCCUCAAGUCCGCUCUCAAGGCAGCCCCAGCACAGCUCCACCAGUCACAGGGGAUGCUGGAGCUUCCAUCCUCAACGCCACUCUCGACACACAUACAGAGACAGCAGGAGAGAACAGCUCUUGGUCUGAGAAAUACACCGCAACCAUGGGCUUGCCAGCUUUGCCAGGCUUCUCUUCAGCUUCCAGCUCAACGCCAAGCUCAGCUGUGGACCGCACUGUCCAGAAACUUAAUGGGAUGGUGCGGAUAACAAAUGUGAAAUACUCUCCGGGCUUUAGCAAUGCAAGCAGUGAGGAAUAUCAAAACUUUGCGCAGCUCUUUGUCGAUGAAGUACACAAAUCUCUGCCCCUUAAGGUCCUUCAGCAAGUGGAGGCUGGUCUGAUUAAAGUGUUGAUAACUGGUAUUACUAAUGGGAGCACGGUGGUAAGUUUCCAUUUACUGAUUGCAGAAGAUGUGGAUAUCUACUACAUCAUCACCACUUUUCGUGAUGCCUUUGAACACAGCUCCUAUUUCACAGUUGACAAGAGCAGUCUCUCCAUAAAUGAUUAUGAUGAAUGCAAGAGUGAAGAAGAUGACUGCUCCCCGGAUGCAUCAUGUUAUAACACACUUGGGUUUUACCAGUGCAGUUGCAAUGACGGAUUUGCUGAUGUGCAUCCAGAAAGGCCUGGAAGAAACUGUGAAGCAUUUCCUACCAGCCAGGAGGCAACAGUGAUGGACAAGAAACCUGUACCCAACACAGUUUUACCUGCAACGUAUUUGCAGACUUCAACUUAUGUUUCCUCCCUUGCUUCAUUGAACUUCUCUGCUACUGAGCACAAGGCUCUGGAGGACACCAAGUUCUCCAGUGUGGUGCUGCCUCCUCUCACCGCGGAUCCUGCAUCAGCUCCUGAUGUUCCUCCUCAAGCGUCUCCCGUCCCCCUUGUUAAACCUGCCCAGGAGGUUUCCAUUAAAGAUGCGGUGAGAGUGUUUUGUGAAAUUGAGAAGAUUGUCCUUGCCAUCCAGAAGGGAUUUUUAGAUCAGGAAUCCAUCCCUGAGUCCUCCCUGUACCUGGGGGAGCCUCGCUGCAACGUGAGCAUCAGCAAUGGCACUCAUGCUGUGCUGCAGGCUGGCUGGAGUGAAUGUGGCACUGAAGUUGAAACCAACGUGAGUAAUACCGUAGUGAAAACCAUACUUCGGAAUGACGUUUCUGCUGUGGGAGUGAUCCACCACUUAAAAGUUGCCAGUCCCAUUCACUGUGUGUUUCAAAACAAUCUCUUGACUUCCUCUGGAUACACUGCAGAGGGAGUUUACACCAUUUUUGAGGAUUUACAUGGAUCUGGACACUUCAGAACAGAAAUGCAGUUGUUUAUUGGAAACUCCCCAAUACCGAAAAAUUUCAGUGUCUCUGCCAGUGAUGACAUACUGAUUGAGGUGGGGAUCCAGAGAGCAGACAGCAAGCUGAAGGUGGUCCUCACUGACUGCUGGGCGACUCCGACUAACAAUUCAGUGGAUCCCCUCUCAUUUACUUUUAUCAGCAACAGCUGUCCUAUCCCAAAUACGUACACCACAUUGCUAGAGAAUGGGAAUUCAAGCAAAGCACAGUUUAAGCUGAAAAUUUUUUCCUUUGUCAACAAUUCUGUAGUUUACUUACACUGCAAAAUUCGUAUUUGUAUGGAGACACCAGGAAGCACCUGCAGGACGAGAUGCCACGCGGCUCGAUCCCUGAAAACCGGUGAAAUCAUCGCUACCCACAGAACAUCCUGGGGACCUCUGUGUAAAUCUGCUGCAUCUGAUUCAAACACAGAGAAGGAGUCUGGGAUGGGAGUUGGAUACAUCAUCCUUAUUGUUGUUGCUGUGUUUGGCUUUGUGGUGGGAGUUGUGAGCCUUGUCAUUUUCCAGUACCAGCGAAAGAUGGGAAGAUACAACUUCAGAAUCAAGUCUGACAACUUCAGCUACCAAGUGUUCUAUGAUUAGUGAUUUCCAAGUUACCAUUGGAAUGUGUCUCUUCACAGAGAAUUGAAGCUUGUCUUUACUCAGCAUUUGGCUUUCAUUACUGUUCAUGAUGGUGGUUACAACUGGUUGCAACACUGGCUCUUCCAAAUUAAUGUCACAAGUAAAAGGCUUCUGUAUCCCUACUUUUGUUGUUGUUGUUGUUGUUAGCAAUUUGGCUUUUCCCUAAUGUCCAGAGAACUAUUUGUGACUGCAGCUCCAGGUUGAAAUCACUUUCCUUGGCAGUUUUUCCAUGGAAAAAAAAUACAAGGGAAAAAGGAGAGACUUCACAGUUCUCUAUUAAAGUUCCAAGAUUUGGCUGUCCCACUGUGCCACAUUGCAUUUUUCCCCUCUUGGCAUCACUUGUGUCGUUACUACUCACAGCUUCAUGUUUCUAUAAAUAUUCCAGGAAGUAAAUCAGCAAACUCUUUGAGAGAUCUCAUUUUUACUUUGUUAUUCACUAUUUACUUAAGGUGAGGUCGAAACCUUGAGCUGCAGCAAUGUUGAAGACCUAAUUGUGCAAAGCCUUAAGUAUACAGAAGCUGAAGAACAAGUAGUUGAUUUGCCACAAAAUAAAGAAAAGGCAUCAUGAAUCUGUGGCUUAGCCUGCUUGGUAUGUUCUUCAGCAUGAGUUUUGAGAUUUGAUUGUAAAUUCUUUAAUUGAUAAGGGCUUGGUGGGAAAAAAAUAAAUAAAUUUGACUCUGGCAAUUCAUAUUUUUCCAGAUAACUCAAUUGGUACCUACUUAUAUCUGUUUAAUUGGACAAGAGUGAUUGUGCAGUUGAGGUACAGUGUGUGCUGCCUAUUGAAGUGAGAGCACUCCAAUUGCAAUACAGUAGAUAUAAAUUUGAGCCGUAUUUCAGCUGGCUGCAAGACCCUACCACUACUGCAGCAGCAAAGGUUUAGUUUCCGUGCUCUGCUGGAUACCACAACAAUCUGUUCAGCUGGAUAAACCGUAACAAAAAUCUCCACACAGUGAGCAGCUCUUGCAGGACUCCUUUCUGGGGUUGGAAAAAACAAGUUGGAAAGCACUGGAAAUCUGCUUUUCUAUCCCCUUAGUUCAAUUGCUGUUAGGUACUAAGAUAACUGGGUAAAGGAUUUGGCCUAUGUUUUGUAAAAUGUCAGAGUGGCUGAUCUUGGAGGUUUUACCUUGAAAAUCCAUAAGUUAAUUUCAUUGUCUUUUCAUUGCUGAAAUAUCAGUUCCCGUAUCCUGGUAUAAAAAUAAACAAAUAAAUAAAAUCAGUUGGCUACAACUCAUUAAUGAAACUGCAAUUUACCUUUGCAAUUUUAAGGUUUGAUGAGCACAACCAUUAAGUUUUUAUAAUGUAUGAGUCUCCUCGCUUUUGCUGUUUGCUCUCAAAU
Molecule: messenger RNA, 5768 nt
Organism: Cygnus atratus (black swan)
Lineage: Eukaryota; Metazoa; Chordata; Aves; Anseriformes; Anatidae
Gene: UMODL1
Product: uromodulin like 1
Exons: 21
Coding region: 293-4393 (1366 amino acids)
Cellular component (GO): extracellular region; cell surface
Molecular function (GO): peptidase inhibitor activity; protein binding; calcium ion binding
Source: RefSeq, a predicted model, not a curated record